GCCAUCUUCCUGUUCGACAGGAUCUUUGGGUGGUCCGGCCUGCCUGGAGCAGGAAGCGGUGAGCUAGCAACGAGCAGCGUUUUUGGGAGCCUUCACGAAUCACUCUGCGUUGUCAACAACCGUGAUCAAUGCCUCGGUGCUGUUAAAAGAUGGACAACCUAUACAGGCAAGAAUGUGCAGCUUUGAAGGACACAUUUUUGGACAGUUUUUGAGAGACUGAGGACUUUUGUUUCCAACUCCUUAUGGAAAAUAGUUUUGUGAGUGUUUGGAUAGUUUCUCUUCAUCUCACAUAAGUGAUGCCUUCAGCACAUGGACCACAUCAUUUCAUUAUGGAAAGGCAGAAAGCAUUGAAUAGUGUCUCUUCAACACAAUUCGGUGGAGAGCCAUGUACCUUCAUCUGCACAGAGUGUGGUGAUGGGUUUUCUCAUUACACGCAAGUGCUAGCCCACAUGGCCAUUCAUGGACCUUUGGAAUCGUUUUCCUUUGACGGCUCAUCCAACGGAUUUGAAGUCCCUCGCGAAUACGUGCUGCAGGAAAAUGGCACACUGGCAGUUGUAAACGGCUUUUCACUGUCGCAUUCCUCUGUGAAACCACCAUCUCCUGGAGUCCUUCCACAUUUCACACCCGUUGCCAAACCUUUGUCUCCUAAUCCAAGGCCACAGUCCAUUCCAGAGCCAAAUACCCAGAAGUCAUUGAACGUGAAUGGUCCAAAGGAAAAGCCUCCCCAGGUCGAUUACCGUUGUGAAAUAUGUAGUAGAUCGUUCAACAGCUUGCAUACUUUACGUUGCCACUAUCAGUACAGAAAAGGAGAGCAAAGUUUCAGGUGUACUUUGUGCUGCAGGCCCUUUGAAGGUCGACAAGCGCUGGAGACGCACCUCCAAGAACAUGCAAGAGAACGGUUCUAUUCCUGUAGUCAUUGUGGAAAGCGAUUCAUUAAAGCAUAUGCUUUGGUUGCUCAUCAAAAAGAAAGUCGUCAUAUUGCCACUCCUGGUAAUUCAGAGAACAAUGAGGAAAACAAGUUUAACAAAACUUAUCCAUGUCGGAAAUGCAAGUUACAUUUCUUUUGGUUGUCAGAUUUUCAGACUCAUGCACAGCACCAUUGCAAAGGUAAAGCAUCUAAUGCUACAUUUGCAUCUGAAAUUGAGGUGAAGUCCAAAAACAAUAAUGACAGACUACUUGAAAACUGUUACAGUAAUGGAAACUUUACUGACCUUAAGGAUGGUCAUGAAAUGAGUGAUCAGAAUACAAGCUACAACAUUGACGCUACACACUCUUUCACACCGUACAGAUGUGGUUUAUGCGGGAAUCGUUUCCCAAAUUUAAUCACACUUAAAGAGCAUCAGCUCACACAUCAGAAUAAGGAAUUGUAUCAUCUGACUCCAGAAUUGAUCACCCCGAAGCAAAGAAUAACACUUAAAUCUCGACAUAGAAGGGCAAAAAGUAAAAAUGGAAAACGAUAUCCCUGUAAAGUUUGUCAGCGUGUCUUCAAUCAUUCAAGUAGUUUGUCGAGGCACAUGAGAUAUCAUAAGGGUACUAUGCACAAAUGUACAUUAUGCGGUAGGCAUUUCCCGCAGCGCUGUGAUCUAAUGAGGCAUCUAACUCUGAAACACAAAGCUGAAAUAGAAAAGAAAACAGGGUUGAAACAAUUGCUAUUGCGACCAGAGAGUCAAAAUUCAGGCAAUAAACAGUCUGUAUCAGAAGUAGAUCAAGAGGGGAUGAAACCAAAGAAAACAGGCCGGGUCAAAUAUAAGUGUCAAGAAUGUGGGAAGAGAUUUGGGCUGGCAUAUGUUUACCAGCGUCACUUGCGCUAUCACAAAAGAUGUCACUAUAAGUGUCCCAUAUGUCCUGCGAAAUUUAUGACUGCUUCCUCACUUGAGGUUCACCUUAAGAAUCACCCAAGCGGUUGGGAAAAACCCAAUGUCGAACAAUCAUUUCAUGCCACUGACACAAAUGGGAAGUCUGUGAAGAGCCAUGCAGAUGAUAUUGAGGACAAUGACACAGUGGACCACACCCAAAAUGAUAAAAGAAAUUCCAAUGUUGUCUAUGAAUGCACUGAGUGCACAGAGACAUUUUCAUGCUUGGAGCUGUUUCUUCAACACCAGACUUCUCAUGGCUUCGAAAAAAAUGGGUAACUAUGUUUGACCUGUCAUUGAUAUUGCCAAGAAUGGAGCUCUCAAGAGUUGAGCAUUUUCUUACGUGUAAAUGAUAACAAUAUUGAAAGUACAUUUGCUGCAGUUCUAUUAGAAUUUUUAUACAGUUUUCUGUGGCGUAAGGACAGAAUCUCUUUCUGCAAAUGAGAGUAUUUUCAAAAGCUCUGAAGAAUACUAAACAGUUCUGCAGUUCUAGUACAACAUAUAAUGUUAAAUAGCUGAAAUUUGAUUGUGAACAUUUUCUCACAGUCUAACAUUGAAGUUUACCAGAAAAUUCCACUCAAUACCUGGAGAAAUAAGGAAUGUUACUUUCCAAGGUUUUGUCAAAGGCAUACCACAUUUGUCACAAUUUGCAUUCAUUUUUAUAUUUUCUUCCUUGUAUCCAAUCUGUAAUGCAACAGGAUGGUUAUUCAUUGUGAUUUUAUUUUUUUAUUUUUUUUUGUCCGAUUAAAUUUAUUAAGAGAAAUUACUGAAUGUUGUCUACUUUUUAGUCCCUCUUUUGACCAUGUAUUAUUAUUUUUUUUUGUAUGGAAUUGGAGUACAAUAUUUAAGGCAUUCUCAUAGCGUGGCUACAACACAAUAACCUUUGACAAUUCUAGGGUAAUCCAAUGUAACUGUUGGAGGCACAAAUUUAAUUCACAUGUUCAUUUUCAGAGUGAGUGGCAAUUGCUUGCCCCAUAGGCAAUAGGAAUUUUGACACUGAGUGUUUAGGAGAAAGUGUGCCUUAAAAGGGUGUCUCACCUGCAGACAUACUCUUGAUUUUAUUUUAGGCAUAUUAUGUUACUAUUUAAAUUAUUUUCACCAACGUACAUGGAAGGAUAAAGUUUAAGAUAAGGGAGAACACGUACAACUUUGGUGCAGAUCUGGAUAAAGAUCCAAGGUGUCGUCUUCAUUUCUUUGGAUGUUGUUAAUGUUAUUUUGGCCACUUACUUAGGUGUGUUAGAAAAGUUCCAGGACUGGUAUCAUAAAAGAUAUAUUUCAAAUCCAAAUUACAAACUACCAGUUUCCCCUACCACGUAAUCCCCCUGAAGUCUUAACACACAUUCCCAGUCUUUGCAAUGCCUUCAUGCACUCAUGAAACGAUUCUUCCCAGAUCCUCCGCAGCUCCCUAGUCUUGGCCAUCUUGAUGUUGGCUAUGUCUUCAAAACAGGUACCCUUGAUGAACCCCUUGAGGAAAGAAAUCACACGUAGCUAGGUCGGGGUGAGAAGGGAGAUUGCACCAGCAUGGUGAUGUUCUUCUCAGUUAGGAACUGUCAGAUGCUCAGGGCAUUCUGAGGAGGCGCGAGUUGUUCUACCACAACUAUAGUCUCUUCUCGCACUAAGCAAAGCAAAUCCCGCAAAAUCUCUUUGUCGAUGUACUGGUUGACUGUUGACUCUGGCAAAAACUCACUGUGGACGAUGCACCUCACAUCGAAGAAGCAAUCAACAUGACUUUGGACUUUGUCUUGCUUUCUGCGGCCUUGGCGACAUCUGACUCAUCAAUUGAGACUGUCGUUCAGUCUCAGGGUUGUACUCAAAGAUCCAUGACUCCUCACCAGCAAUGACCCCCUAGCAAAGUGUUGUCUCAUUGGUCUCAUCAUCUGUCACUCUGCUCAAUGGUUGACAAAUUGACAGAGGGGACAUGUAUUGAAAAUCAUGUAGGGGAAAAAAGUGCAAUGGCUGCAGAGAGCUGAGGUCACAGUUAUAAAUUCCAGGGCGUUCACAUUGAAGGGAAAACCCUUAGUUUGGGUUUGAAAUUUAUCUUUUAUGACACCAGUCCUUGAACCGUUCUAUCACACCUAGUAUGUCAUCUGGGCAAGGAUCCCUUAUGUAUGACUCAAUUUACAACGCUGUUAGGUGUUUCACCUAAAUCGGCUACAGUACCCUCUUUCACACUGGCAAUCAAAGAUGACAUUUUAUUGAUUGAUUGAUUUUUUUAUUUUUUAUUUUACCCCUUGGGGGGGGUUGAAGUCGACAUUGCAGCCAGCUGUGACAAGUAUUACGUUGAACACCGGUAAGACCAACUGUCCACGCCCUCUUCUGUUGAAAAUAGUUGUUUCCAUUGCACUGAUGUCACACACAUUCAAUUAUUUUAUUGGGCCAAGCCCCAACUGCUGUGUGAAUGCGCACUUUGGAUGCAGCAAUGUUCUGCUUUGAUGAGUUUUGCACUCUUGCUGAGUGCCCUUCUAGUUCCCAUUAUUUUACAUAAUGUAAUCCCUGGCCGGGUCUACGUGGAGCCGUAUAUUCUGAUUCAAUCUUUUUAUCUACUUGUAACUUGUUUUUAUCAAGUUGUGCGUUAAGUGAAAAACGAAUCUCAACUACUGUCCUAAAUAGACAACUGACCUCCAUCUCGAUAAAUCGUGAUGUUUACAUCGAUCUGCACGUCACACGGCUGUUCUGAUUAAAUGUUGUGCUUAUGUAUACACCAAAUUGGAAUAGAUCACAUCACAUGUUGACCAGAGAUCUUUAAUCCAAAUGAAUUUAAUCGGAAUGACAAAAAGGUCUGCAUGUAAAUCUGGCAAAUGUAAAUCACUCAGCACAACCUUGAUACUUGAAGUGGCAGUAAUACAGAACACAUCCUUCAAAAUGUUUUAGAUGACUGUGAAUUUUACACUGGUACCUUGACUUAUAUGUUCAGUUUGUUCCGUGACCAAGCUCAUAACUUCAUUUAGUCGUACAUCAAAUCAGUGUUCCCCUAUGAAGUUAAAUGCCACUAAUUUGUUCCAUCCCCCAAAAAACACCACCAUUUUUGGGGGUGUUUGUAAUAAAGACUGCACUUCUGAAUGAAGAAAAAUAAACGAGAAAAGAGAAUUAAAGAAAAUAGUUUUGUAACGUGUCAUUAUCGUACAUACUGUUGUAUUUGUUCGGGAUGUGCGCCUUUAGGGAUGUGGACUAGUGACUAACAUCAGGAGCUGGAGCAGGUUGGUUCAGUGUGAGCAUCUGGGUGUGAGUUGGCGGUGGUUGUUCUUGACAGUAUGUACCAUUCAAUAAACAGCUGAAAGUCCAUCAGCAACUGUGGCUAUCCUUGCCCACUUGUGAGGGCAUUAGUGUAUCUAAAUUGCUUUAUUUCAUUUUCUCACUGGAGCGGUGAUGUAUUUGAAGCUCGCAUAAAACUUUAUUUUUUAUUUUUUUUAACUCGUAACACAUUGCAAAAAAGUCGACCAAGCGAUGGGUUCUAACACGAAAAAAUCUGAAGUUGGGGCACUGGGGAUGUAACUCAAGGUACCGCUGUAUUUGGAAUCGCAGGGUUUUAAUAAUGUGUAAACGUUAAUACAAAUAUUCUUCUUGGGUCAGUAGCCUUUGAAUUACACUGGGUCAUAACAGUUGUACUGCUACAAACGUUUGGACACUGGUUUUCAAGCUGUGCAUAUUUGAGACGGAAUGAAAUGGUAGUACCGUUCAGUCCGCUUAGAUACAGUCUGUCAACUUUCCAUUUGAGUCUAGUCUUCAAACCAACGUAUGGGACCUGUCACCAGCACUACCUCUAAUGGUAUACUACUCAUUUUACCAGUUUGUGUCCUGGAGAUAUGUACAAAACUCAGCAAAUCAGGCUCAGAGUGCUGUACGUGUUUCACUGAUUGUGUUACAUUGUAAAAUAUUGAACCUUUUCUAUGAUUAAACUGCAAAAUGAUUACAUGA
Messenger RNA from Phyllopteryx taeniolatus (common seadragon), 5768 nucleotides. RefSeq lists its product as uncharacterized. Bases 297 to 2132 code for a protein of 611 amino acids. The record is from RefSeq and is a predicted model, not a curated record. The transcript has 2 exons. Lineage: Eukaryota; Metazoa; Chordata; Actinopteri; Syngnathiformes; Syngnathidae.